AGUGCAAGUGAUGUAAUACGAAUUAACGAGCUCCCGGCUGUAUGUCCAGUAACUUUGAACAACUUGAACCAUCGCUGUUCACUGCCUUCGAGUAACUUUUAAAGUAAUAGGUGAUUUAUAUUACCAAGAUGCUACUUUGUAAUUUACUAAACAAAUAAUAUCGGUUUGCUAUCCUGUCGUUUGCUUUCUGCACAAAGUUACAGGAAUUUUGAAAAAAUAGAUAAAAAUUUCAAAUUUAAACAACGAAAACAAAAUGUUAUGACGUCAUCGCGCCGUGUUAAAUGUCAACGCCGAGUGAAAAACCAUCGAAAAAUUGGCCGUUAGAAUCUUUCCUGUAACGAAUGACUUUAAGCAGCGACUAAACAAUUGAUGUUUAGAAAUGUUUUCUUCUAAAAUUGAAACUUAACCUAUUUUGGAGGGUUUUUUUGAGAUUUAUUUUUAAUUUUUUUUUUUAUUACCUAUCAAGUGAUUUAAAGACAAUGGUUACCGUUUUCAUACUUUAUUUUAUAAUUUGCAUCUCCUUUAACAAAGUUUGUAUGGGAAACACCAGUAAUGGAAUUGUGAAGCGAGGCAAGUUUACUCGGGAUACUUGUGCCAAAGCCUGUGAUUCAGAAACGACAAUCAAAUGCAAAUUCUUCAACUUUGACAAGCAAUCAGGGAAGUGUUACCUGUCCUCCACCAUUCACCUUAAUAUGCAAGUUUCGGGCAGAUCAAGAGACAAAAGUGCAGGAGCAGCCAUAGAUGUCACUACCGAAACUAAAGACUACAAUAAGUUGUACAAAGGAAUGAGUGAGGGCACCCAGCGUAAACUUGAAGCUCUGCAGAGUAAAGUCAAUCAGCUGAGAGAAGACAUAGAAGAUUUUGAUGAAAUUCGACAAAAGGUCAGUGAGAUGCGAUUGGAGGCUGAGAAGGCAUCAAAGACAAAAUCUCAAAUAAUCGAUGAGCUACAAAACAGUAAAGUGCAGCAAGAAAUGGAGAUGAACAAACUGAACCGAAAAGUAGAGAGCCUCAUUUUGAACAUGGAAAAAACAAUGGCUGAUGUUGCAGCCUUCAAGAAGACUCAGUUCAAUUUUGAAAAGAAACAAUCACAGAUCAAACAUAUGUUAAGUGAUCUGACUGCACAGAUUGAAAACAUCCAAGAUAAGACAUCUGUAAUUCCAGUAGAAUUGAAAAAUGUAAAAAUAGAAUCCGAUAAUUUGAGCAAGGGCUUGGCUGAGAUUAACAUGCGAGACAAAACGCUGCAACAUAACUUGGAAACUAUCAAACAAGAAGUUUUGUAUGCACGUCAGAAGCUGGAACCAGAAAUAAAGGCAGUACGAAAGACACAAGAGAGUCUGAUAGAGGACUUGACGCAUAUCCGUAGCAACAGUGAUGUGCACAACAAGCAGUAUUCAGAACUGCAGAUGAAUGUCAGACAAAUUGCAGAAGAUGCAACAGAGGCCAUUAGCAGCAUGAAGACCUUGAAAUCACAGACAGUAAAUAAUCUGCAGCUUAUCAAGAAUAUUAAGCUGGAAUUGAACAAACUAAAGGAUCCAGAGUCUCGAAUAAACCUGAAGAUUGAAGCUGAGCGAAAAGAAACCAGACAGGAUAUCGACAUGUUGAAGACACAGUUGAAAGAAGAACAUACUCGCUCCUUGAAUACGGCCAAUGAGAUGGAGAAAAUCAUUAAAUCUUUAUCAUCAGUUACCAUGAUGCAAAAUGACAUUAAAGCACAGUUAGAGGAGAUGUCAUUAAAAGUGAGCGAUCUGCAGAAUGACAUCAGCACUUUGAAGAUAUCACAGGGACCGAUUUCGAAAAUCAAAGAAAUUGAAAACAAACAAGAACUUUUGCAGACAAUGUUAAACAGUGCCAUGAAACAGAUUGAAGAGAACAAGAACAACCAGUUAUUGUUCAGUGCCUCACAGACUCCAAACCUUCAGAGAGAUGUUGUUGAUAAACUGGCUAUGCGUAUCAACGAAUUAGAGACAAGCUUUGGGGAAAUGAAGAAUAAUCAGAAAAAUAUGAAACUGGGACUUCAUUUGAAAACCAGAGUUAUCCACAAACCACAAGCAAAGAAGGGAAAAUAUCAACACAAGAAAGUGGAGAUUAAACAUACCUCUUGGCAAGCUCCUCCACCACGAAAUGAAGGUAAUUAAAGAACAUCACGGCCCUCAAUGGAUAAAAAUGCUCAGAUGAGGUUUGGAACAAGAACUUGACCAUUUUCUGCCUCAUUCUCACUUUAAUUAAUUAAUUUGAUUGAUGAUUUACCAAUUAAAGAUUAAAAUAUUUGUGUGUAACUCA
Octopus bimaculoides (California two-spot octopus) is the source of this 2280-nucleotide messenger RNA. RefSeq lists its product as uncharacterized. Lineage: Eukaryota; Metazoa; Mollusca; Cephalopoda; Octopoda; Octopodidae. The record is from RefSeq and is a predicted model, not a curated record.